Symbiodinium sp. CCMP2456 is the source of this 699-nucleotide messenger RNA. NCBI's taxonomy places the organism in Eukaryota, Dinophyceae, Suessiales, Symbiodiniaceae. The record is from the annotation of a GenBank genome assembly.
AUGUCGCUGUGUACUGUCGUCGAGCUGGCUCUCCAGUUUGAGAGCUUUCGGAACGUCGACCUGUUCCACCAAGGCCUUUAUCACCUGAAGACCCGCCUCUAUCGAGACGAUGAGGGCCGGGCCUUGGCGUUUCCCUACAGCUACCUCAAGGGCCCAAGCAUGGCCAUGGAGCCGCCCAAGGGAAAGCCUCGGGUGGACCACCACAACUUGAUCCCGGCCCACGUCAACGAAGAAAUGUACACCUUCUCCACGAGGAGCUUCUUGAUCCGCUACUGCGAGGAGGAGGUCGAACUCGGCGACGUGGGCCAGUUCCGGCUCGAGCUUAGCCCUUCCGAGUUGGAGCGGCGAAAUCCUCUUCUCCUGGAGGUGGAGCUGAUGUUUGCGGACCUUACGCAGCAUCCCUCCGAACCGCUGGGCGACCAGCCGGAUGUUGAGUCGGCAGAGUUCCGCUGCGUGUCCACGCAGGUUCUGCGACUGCGGGGAGUGGAGAGAGGUUUGCAUGACUUCUGCCCCGUCGUCUUCGACGAGUGCCACUUCUGCCUGCUGAACCUGGCAGUGCAUUCGGCCGUGGUGGACCUCCGGUUCCGUGUCCGCCCUGCUCUGAGGAAGAUGGCAGCAACCAAGCCCAAGGUGGCCGGCCCUGCCCCCCGAGCCGGAGCAAAGGAGUCGGAGGCGCAGGACCUCUGCUCUCUGCUCUAA